CAAAAAAGACAGCAGCCCAAUUUCGGCACAAUGAUACAAUGAAGCCGAGUACCGACCGACAAAAGGGUUAGUAGGCAAAGAGGUACUGGGUUUCGGUGGCCACGUUCUACGAUAUAAUGCCAGUUGUUUCCGCUCAUUUUUCCUUUUCUGGUCAAAAGUCUCAAUACCAUCAAAACUUUCUCUUUUUUUUUUUUAAUUUUAAAUUUCUUGUCCUAUUUAUUUUAUUAUUUCAAUUUUUUCCUUUUUUUUUUAGAAAUAAUAAUUAAUUUUGAUAAUCCUAAAAUUGAAGGUUAUCUCUGAUUUUCUUUGUUUCUGUUUCUCGGUCUCUCUCUCUUUUGCUGAAAACAGAGAGGAGGAUCUUUCAUCCAUUUUCCCGGAAAUACUGGAGGAAACGUCCGAUCUAUUUAACUGCAAACUGAAUUCCCUAUCACCAUUUCCCUGCCCUCCUCCUUUCUCUUUAGAUCUACGUUUUUCCUUUCUGCAAAAUCAAUUUUUUUUUUACUUGAAAGGUUUAAUUCUUUUAUUCAAUUCGAUCCAAAAUAUGUCAGUUAGUUUCUCUCUUUUAAUAUUCCAGAUUCGUUAAAUUUCGAUUCAGCUAAAAAAAAAAAAAGAAGGAGAAGAAGGAGAAGAAUAGAACGUCAAAUAGAGGGAAGUGAUGAAUUUAGGGUAAAGAAAUAGGGAUAUUUUUUAUCAAGGAAACAGGGAGUAUGCAGAUGGAAAGGGGGAGGCGGAAUAUCAUUGCAAAUGGAGGCUACAGUUUCAACAGGAAUGACAAUUAUAGUAAAUUUUGCAACUGUGUUUUAGAAAAACAAAAGAAUCAAAGUUUGCCGGCUUCGCCGUUAGCAGCUGCCGGUUUCAUUAAACAUCCCGUGUCCCGGUUCGAUACUCUGGCCGGCGUCGCCAUCAAGUACGGCGUUGAGGUAGCUGACAUAAAAAAGAUGAACGGUCUGGUGACGGAUCUUCAAAUGUUUGCUCUUAAGUCACUCCAGAUCCCUUUACCAGGGCGGCAUCCGCCAUCACCUUGCUUGUCAAAUGGUUCUGGAACACCAGGACAAAGCAGUGCCAACCAAACCGCAGCCCGACAUUUGCCUCCUGAUUUGCUUGACUCAUUUCAGUCUCUGAGACUGAAGACUCCGCCUCGAAGGGUCUCCCCUGCAAUGACCUCAUUACAAGGUUACUAUGGCCUUAAUCCGACAGAAAAAAAGAUGAUUUCUGAAGGUUUUGAGAUGGCAGUAUACAGGAAAGGAGAAGCUCAUUAUCUAGAGGAUGGUCCAUUCCUUAAACCCUCCUCUGCUUCCAACCCACCUUUGAAGCUUCAUCGGAAGUGUAGAAGUGUUGCUAAUGGAUUUUUUUGUGAGAAUGGUGAAGUCAUAGCUGAUAUCAUGUCUGCUGGAGAAGUUAAAGAAGGUGAAGCUGAUAAGUCAAAUGAGAAACUGAUCAGAAGACGGCAGAAAUCUGAGAAUGACUUUACUGCUCGUACCCCUGAAAGGCUGUUGAAGGAGGAUAACACCAGUGGUGGAGGAUUUUCAACAAUAACAGCGAAAGGUUUGGCACUGAGAUCCAAAGCAGCAAGCCGCACUAAUUCGGGAGUCGAUGUUGAGGUCACAGGGUUGAGUCCUUCUCCAACAGGUCUUGGAGAUGGUUACGUGGUUGAUGGAUUUUCUAUAGUGAGGAAGUCAUCGAGCACAUCGAAUUUGCAAGAUCAGGACAGUAGUAGUAGUAGUAGUUUGUCAUCCCUGUGGCCAGCGUCUAAAUGGGGUUUGAAGCCUGAUUUACAAGCACUUUCAACUGUAGCCAUUGCAAGACCUAUUUUUGAUGGAUUGCCGAAGCCAAUGUCCGGUCGUAAAAACAAAGCCGCUCUUGAUUAGCUCCCUUCGCCUGCAUCUAUUCUCAUUUUCAUAUCAAUUUUUGACUACAAUUUGUGAGGCCUCCAAUUGCUAGCUCCCUGAGUACAUAUAUAGAAAAAUGAAAAUAAGAAAAAAAGUCCAAUAAUGCAAUAGUUUUCCUCAACUUAUUUUAAACUGUCGUGUGUGUGUAUGUAUAAUUUAUUAUUGUUUCGCUUCACUUUUAACCAAAUUUUCAUUGUUAGGUGUGGGUGAGUGCCGAUCAUGAAUGCUGCGGAUAAAUUUGCAAUACUGUCCGAUCCGCAAAAGUCAUCCACCUAAUGCCUGAAUAAAAUUGAACUUAUCUGGACUUUAUAGUUAAUAAUUGUGUGACGGAGCCGAAUCUAUUCGACCACGCUAGACAGACGUGUUUUAUGCCAACUUCUACAACCAUUCCCUGAAAAAUAUAAAUGAACCAUGCAAUUUUUUUUUUGUGUUUUAUGUCAACUUCUCCAACCAAUCCCUGGAAAAUAUAAAUGAGCCAUGCAAUUUUUUUUUAAAAUCUUCCCUCAUAGACAUAAACAGUUACUUUGUUUGAUUAAAAAAAAAAAAAAAGAGUUUAAAAAUUAUGGUUUAUUUGAAAACGUGAUAGAAAAAAUUUUUAACUUUCCAUGAUUUCCUUUCGUGAUGGUUCAAUUAUAAAAUACAAGAGUGAUGCUAUAAGAAAAUUUCUUUUCAUGUUAAUCUAACUGUAAAGAAUUAUUCCCAUCACGUUAAUCGCAACUGUGGGAGAAGCAACAGAUGUGAACUUUUGGACAACAAAUACCACAAUGUUGAAAAAGAUUUAAGAUUGUAAAGUUCGUUAACAACGCCUGACUAAAUUUGAUCAGUUGAAUCUGUUCAAUAAAUUUUUAAGUAAUUUAUUGAUAUUACCCAAUCCAUUCAAUUUGUAACAUUGCAACAGUUUGACUUUCCAUACUGAUUAGUAAGCAAAUCUACGAGAGAUAGAUAUUUUGUAAGUCACUUGAUCCAAAGGAAGAGGCUCUUUAUUUUCAACAACACACUAUCAAGAUUAAUCAUUCGUGCCAAUUAUCAAGAAAAAUAGAACUAUAUGCAGUUUUCUCGAACCAUUUUUAGGUUCACAAGACACAGUCGAAGCCAUUUAGCAAUUACCAUCACCAUUUAGAAAACCACAGAAAACCAGUUCUCUACUCAACAGAUAUCACAUGUCUCGCAGAUCUCUAUUUUAUUACCCAACAAGCAGUAGUAACACCAUUCCACAACAGCACUCCAACACCAGCUACUACCAUUAUUCAUUUACACCAAAAUUCAAAUCUUUAGAAUUGUUUCGAAAUAACACCAAAAUUAGUAAUUUUCUCAGGAAUAAUGAAUGUCUAAAAUUAUUUGGCAAUUUUGCAUUCCAAGGGCCAUAGUCGUGUAAAACUUUUACACUAGGGUGUGAAGAAUUUUCAAGGUGAAGGUAAGAAUUUUUAAUAUUGAUCCACGUAAACGGACAGAGAAAUAUAGACUAAACUUCAGCUAGAAAUGAGACAUUUGUGAGGAAAUCAGUCAUGUCAACCAUCCUCCUUGCAUUUAGCCCUAAAAAAAAUGGAACCAGUGAUGGAACAGCCAGCAUAUCCAGUUUGAGACUAGGCCUUGGUUGAGUCUAAUUUCAAAAACUCCAAUAGAACCUUCGGCUCCAUGCGCUUCAAGAUGUUUAACUUUCACAUAGAACCCUAAGAAGCUAAGAAAUUCAACAUAUCUCAUACUUACCUUUAUCCUACUACACAACAUCUUUGAAAAAUCUUGUCCUAAGUAGAGGUGUAAUCGAUCAAGUUCAAGCCAAUACAAAAUUAAGCUCGAGCUCUAGGUCAACUCUAUAUUCGAGGCUCAAAACUCAGCUCAAAUUCGAUUGAGUUUUAGUUUUUUAGCUCGAGUUCGACUUGAAAUAGAAAUCGAGCUACUCCAGUCCGCUCGAUUAG
This is a messenger RNA of Durio zibethinus, 3805 nucleotides long. RefSeq lists its product as uncharacterized. The record is from RefSeq and is a predicted model, not a curated record. NCBI's taxonomy places the organism in Eukaryota, Viridiplantae, Streptophyta, Magnoliopsida, Malvales, Malvaceae.